CACAAAUAAUGAUGCGAAGCACACGCGUGCGUAUUGUCUUUUAUCCAUAGCAAUGGCAGAUGAAGAAGAGUUUGAUAUUUAUGGCGACUAUGACUUUGGUCAGGCCGAUGAUAUUUUAGAUGAAAUCGUCAAUGACAAUCCUACACCAAAGAAAAGACCAAGACCUGUUGUUAAAGAACCUGAACCAGAAAAGCCUUCCAAGGCGCUCAAGACAGAAAAAGAACAACCUCAAAAGAUUCAAACGACUACACAAACAUAUCAAUCGACUGUUCAAACAGACCCUAAAUCACUUCCUUAUACUAUUACACAACUACGAGGCAUUACAUCUAAACCCACGCAUUGCAUUUACCUGGGUGAACUUCAUUGGUAUACAACAGACAAAGAAGUCAAGGAACCAUUAAAGAAAGCCAACUUACUGGACGAUGUCAAAGAAAUGACUUUUUAUGAACAUAAAAUCAAUGGCAAAUCAAAAGGUAUUGUAUUUUUUGAAUUCUUCAACAAGGACAGUGCUUCUCAAGCAAAAUCGAUCUUUGACAAAACUGAAUUUGACCAUAAAAGAGUAUAUGCAGUCUAUACAACAUCACCCAAUCCAUUUAAACAUCUAUCUAAAGAAACCAAUACGGGUAAAUCAACGCGUAACACAAAUGUCAAUCGCAUAAACAACAAUGUACCCGGCAUGAUGCCAACAAAUUACAAUGCGGCUGCUGCUGCUGCUGCUGCUGCUGCUGCUGCUAUGGCAGGCUUUAUGCCUUCCUAUGGUUUCCCUGUGAGGAACAAUGUAAAUUAUAAUCGCAAUACGAUGGUGCGCAAUCAACAGCCUUAUAAUAACACUAGAAACAACAGAAGUAACAAUAAUGAUGGAUUUAGUGGAGGCAUGUACAUUAACCCUGCCUUUUUUGAUAACAACUACAAGAAAUAAAUGUCUUUUUUUU
Messenger RNA from Gilbertella persicaria, 932 nucleotides. RefSeq lists its product as uncharacterized. NCBI's taxonomy places the organism in Eukaryota, Fungi, Mucoromycota, Mucoromycetes, Mucorales, Choanephoraceae. The record is from RefSeq and is a predicted model, not a curated record. Gene Ontology annotation, biological process: mRNA alternative polyadenylation. Gene Ontology annotation, molecular function: mRNA binding. Gene Ontology annotation, cellular component: mRNA cleavage and polyadenylation specificity factor complex. The transcript is spliced from 7 exons. The coding region runs from base 53 to 919 and encodes 288 amino acids.